Solea senegalensis (Senegalese sole) is the source of this 4820-nucleotide messenger RNA. RefSeq names its product MAP7 domain containing 2b (gene map7d2b). The transcript has 16 exons. NCBI's taxonomy places the organism in Eukaryota, Metazoa, Chordata, Actinopteri, Pleuronectiformes, Soleidae. The record is from RefSeq and is a predicted model, not a curated record. Gene Ontology annotation, biological process: microtubule cytoskeleton organization. Gene Ontology annotation, cellular component: microtubule cytoskeleton. The coding region runs from base 48 to 2003 and encodes 651 amino acids.
UUGCAGUUUCCCGCGGGUGAAGAAGCCGCUCGUGAACAGCGGUAAAGAUGACUGAUGUGGUGCACGUGACAGCGUUGGCACCGCCUCCUCCUGCGUUGUCUCCACCCACCAGUAGACAAGCAUCACCUUUGCAGUCUUCGUCCAAUCACAGCAGCCCAACAGUGUGUGCAGAGCUGUCAGAGCAGCUGCGUGAUAAAGAGCGUCGUGUGCAGCAGCAGCUGGAGCGCCGUGCCGAGGAGCGAGGGAGGAAGAUGGAGGAGCAGAGGAGGAAGGAGCAGCGACGCCGAGCGGCAGCGGACGACAAGAGGAGGCGGCAGCAGCAGGCUGACAAGGAGAGGCUGGAGGCCCUGGUCCACCGGAGAGCCAGGGGAGGAGGAGGAGGAGGAGGAGCACCCGGAGGAGGAGGAGGAGGAGGAGGAGAAGAAGAUCCAGAAUAUCUGGACCAUAGACCUAAACGCUGGACGUGGGGAGGACCGCCUGACGGAGCAGAGGGUAACCCUAAGACCCCGCCCUGCCCUGCUAUUGGCUCUGCUCAGCCCAAUGAGCUUCCUGCUGCCGCUCCCAGUGCCAGCCAAUCCCGCAACGCUGUGGACUUCCUGUCUCCGCCCACCAUGGAUCCAUCAGUGAGCAAACAGCUGUCGAGCUCGUCAGCUGCUCUGCACUCACCUGACAGAGUGUCUUUUGUGUCUCAUCGAACAGCUUCCCCCAGCAACCACAGACCCAACAGAAGUUCCUCCAAUCGCAGGAGCAUCGCUGGGUUUCCUGACGAGACGUCCAGAGCCAAGACGCCCACGGGAGAAACUCCAAACACUCCUGUACGUAGUUCUUCAUUCAAGGCCAACAACAAAGGAACAGCUACACCAAAGCGUGUGAGGUCAAACAGAAGUCGUCCUCAGUCUCCCUGCUCCCCUGGUCAGUUCCCGCCCUCGCCGCACAGACAGAGAGGCUCCACCCCUGGGGCCGAGGACAGGGGUCACACUGAGGUCAAAGGUCACAGCACCCUAGAGAGGAAAUCCACCAAAUCCGAAAACUCGGAGAAGAAGAUUCCCAAAUCCACCAGCAGAGAACUGACCGCAGAGUCCCCGGGAACGCCAACAGGCCGGAGUGUUGGCGGGACGACAGACGCAGAGGAGGCGUCCAGACUGCUGGCAGAGAGACGACGACUGGCCCGGAUACAGAAGGAGCAGGAGGAGAGACAACGACAGGAGGAGGACAGGCUGAGGGCAGAGGAGGAGCAGAGAAGGCAGCAGGAGGCACUGGAGCGACAGGAGAGAGAGGCACAUCAGGCCGAGGAGGAGCGAGUGAGGAGGGAGGAGGAGAGGAGGGGCAGAGAGGAGGAGGAGCGACGGCAGAAGGAGCAGAGGUGGAAGGACAUGCAAGAGCAGCUGGACAGAGAGAGGGAGGAGGCGUUUCUACGAGCUCAGAGAGAAGCUGAGAGGAAGAGACAAGAGAGGGAGCUGCUGCACAUCCAGGAGGAGCAGGAGAGACUGCAGAGGAAGAAGAGAAUUGAGGAGAUUAUGAAAAGAACCAGGAAGAGUGAGGUGGAGCCCCCAUGUGGUGCCUCAGGAUCUGAGCUGAGAGCUGUGAGUUCAGCUGCUGUGGACGAGGACACAGCGACUUGUGCUGAAGCUCCGGUCAUCUCACUGGGUCCACUGGAGAACAAGAGCUGUGUGGACGAGCUGUCUGACGGUGUCCAGUCCAUGGACGUCAGUUCUCCAUCUGUCUCCAUCAGUCCAGUGUCCAGGGACGAGCAGGCCAGCACUCACGAGUUCUCACCCGUCACUGACGGCACGGACAGCUGCCCGCUGGAGCACCUGAUGGACCUGGACGCCCAGGGGCAUGUCCGUGACCUGUCAAUGGCCCCGCCCCCUUACCCAAAGCUGCUGGCCGGCAGCGGGGUCGACGACCUCAACAAGAACCUGCUGAUCCAAGCGUACAGUGCCGCCUCCGAGUCCUCCCAGCUCAUCCACAGCAUCGGCCCCAGCAAACUGGACGUCCAGUAGUCAGGGCCUUUUUAAGGAGCGAGCGACGUCACCUUCAUCUACAGCAGAAAACAGCAGCUGAACAUCUGUAUUAUCACACACACACAUACGCACACACGCACGCACACACGUGUCACUGUUACGCUUCUGGGCAAGUUUGACUCUUUAGAAACAGCAGAGGGCAACAAAACCAUGCAAGCGUGACUGUGAAGUUUCACGACUGUAAACUUAAGCUUAUCGUCAGGUUUAUUACAGAGAAUCUGGGAUUAAACGGAUUAAACUGCUGUCACACAUUUUAUCGUUUACAGAUUAAAUUUAUUAUUUUGAAUCACAGCGUGUCUCACAGAAGCGCUGAUGUUUCCCUGGCGCUUUGUCGUUAAAUAUCACAACUAUCACCUGAUACUCCCUUGCUUUCCCCUAUAACUCUCCCCGCUUCUUUUUGAACAGCUUUCAUGAAUGAAAAAACGUGUAAAUAUGAGAUUAUGAGUCCGUGAGCAGCAGCUCUGUAGCAGUUUAUGUAAACAAACAAACAGACGCUGUCCUGUGACGCCCGUGUAGCAUCUUUGUCACAAACUAGCGCUGCGUUCCAGUUGUAGCCAGAAGUCGGAUUUUCCCUAACACAGGAUUCCAAGAUGGCGGCCAUUCGUGCAAACACUGCUACUUUCCCUGAAUCACACUUUUUUGUCGCAGUAAAAACAGUCGUACAAAAGUACUUUUCCGUUUUUAUUUCCAGAACGUGUCACAAUGCUGUUUUUGUGCUUAAAAUACCACACACAGAUGUCAGCGACCUGUAUUGUCAACAAUGGCUAACCCAGGAUUUGUUACAUUAAGGUGUGACUAAUAACAUCUAAUGUAAAUGGAAUUACUGAGCUGUCUAACUAAAGCUAGAUAGCUGAGCUAAUUCAUGCUAGGUAGCCUAUUAGCUAAUGGUGCAUUCUAUUUGUAGUGGGAAGUUGUAACAUCAGAUAUCCUGGGAACCUCGUCAGUCGUACACAGAUUUUCAUUUUUAACAUAAAAAUGUUGCUACACUUUUUGUGUGCGCAAAAUGCUAACACGGAGCACUGUUAUUGACUGCUAUUGCUAACAGUGGCUAACCUGAGAAAUAUGUGUUUAUGUGGAACGAGUCACUGUCAGUUGACGUAAAUGGAAUGCACCUCAGCUGAGCUGUUUGAUGCUAGUUAUUGAAGCUAACUAGAUGAGCUGUUUGCUGGUUGUAGUGGUGUGUGGGCGUCUGCGUCUCCGAUGGAACCUGUGUGUUAAUCUCUGUCUCAUUAGAUUAGAUUAUAUAUUUAUGACCCUGCUGUCACUGAAUUCACCUCCACUUUGAGGAAAAGACAGAUAAAUAUUGUGUGUUUGUGUGAAACGAUGAUAGAGUGAACUCUCACUCACUCAUUCAAUCACCUGUCAUUGUGUUUUUAUCCCUCGACUAAAGAUAAAUACCUCACAGAUUUCAAAUAAACUCUCACAUCUCUCAGUUCUUCACCUCUGAGGCCUUAAACCUCGGUGCAAUCGACUUUUUUGUUUCAGUCUUUGUUUGUCUGUUUGUUGACUAGCAUGACUGUGCACUUUUUACACUAAAACAUCCACAAACGACACAAAUGAAGGUGGGAUUAGAACGCCAGGGCACCCAAAUUUGGAUUACCAGAGAUUUAGGGAGAUUUCCUUUAUAUUUCCAUUUAUUUUCCUAUUUUAUUUAUUUGGUUCUUUUUAAAUGUUUAAAUGUGUUAUUGACUUUAUUGACAAUGGCUAGCCUUGAGAUACGUUAGCAUCCCAGGUCCGUCUUCUGAAUUCCAAUUGGACACACCGUAGCUUAGCUUCAUGCUAGCUAACUAAUUAGCUGAGCUGUUAUGUGCUAACUAGCUAAAUUGUGGAGGGCAGCAUUACACUCUGCCAGAACAUAUUAGAACAAGAAGAACUAGCUUAAUAGCUGAGUAUAAGAGCUGUUACUUGUGAGCUAGCUAACUAGCUGAGCUGUUUCAUGCUAGUUAGCUUUUCUUCUCUGUCUCCUGCUCAGUUGGCACAUGUGAAAUAAAGAUGCUGCUGGCAGUGAAAUGAAGGUGGGAUUAGUAUUUUAGACCUUUUUUAUUAUUUAUUUUAUUAUCUUGUUUUUACAAUGUAGCACUUUGAGAUUUGUUGUUCGAAUGUAAAGUGCAAUACAAAUAAAAUCUAUUAUUAUUAUUAUUAUUAGACCUUGACCUUCACAAAGCAAAUCUAACGUCAGCAUUUUUAUAGUCUUGUGUACACUUCACAAUUCCUUUAUUCUUUUAGUUUUUAAAUGUCAUAUAUUGACUGUGUUUGGCCUGAAAAAGUUAGACUCAGCCUUAAACAUGCGACGUGUGUCAUUGUAGAACGUCAACUCAUCUUCAGACCCAUUCAAACCUUCAAGAAGUGGAGAAAAACACCUUUAUUUCUGUUGAUAUCGUGGUUAUUUGGUGCACAUUCCCACAUGUAUGAUGAAAGUGUGAUCACCGUGUUUUCUCGGUGGCUCUCCUGCUGCUCUGAGGCGUCACGUUGAAUGAAAAAAAGCUUUUUUCCCCUCACUAUUACAAAAUGUCACUGUGUCAUUUUCUGUUUUUUCUCUGUCAGGUUUCCUCUCUCUCUUCACAUAUGUUAGCUCGUCCUCUCUCUCUCUGGAUUCUGCUGUAACUCAUCGUGAGGAGGGUUUUCCUCGCUGGGUCACCCUCGUAUACAAUGACAAAAAUAAAGGAUCUGAUGUUUAAUCCUAUAUAAUGUAAAAAAAAACAAAAAAACGUGACACUGCAGCUUGGUGGAAUAUAUCAUUGUAGAUGUGGUGCAUGGAUAAACUGCUGAAAAAGAACAAUAAACUUCAUCAAGCCA